AUGAACAAAUUUGGUCUCGUUCAACUGAGCAACUCCGCUCAAAACAGCCCUCUUCAUACCGAGUUGCCCACCAAGAGACACGUCGUGGAGCCUCUGAAGUUGUCCACUCUGAAGAAAUACCAGCCGAUCGUGCCGUCACCACUCACCACUACAUCGCCAUUCAACGUCGUCAGUAAGGAGAACAAGGAGAAUGCGGAGACGCAAACAUUUGAAGUGAGGGGCAGGUGAUAACGAGAUUUUAUGUGAUAUAGUCAUUGGCCGAAAUAUGCUGUUUCUCCUCUCGAUUAUUCAUCAACAUUUUCACGAAAAGCUUUUAGAACCGGUAAUUAUCUAUUCGAUAACUCUAGAAUGUUCAUAUUUACCGCUUUAAUUUCGUUUUUUGCAGUUCUUCUCCGUCUCAACUCAAACGACAAUCUCCGUUCCGCACGUGCCUCCACGGAUUACCGAGCAAGAGCUGAUGGCCGAAAGACCGUCAGUCAACUAUCUGAGAGUGCUGGCCGACCGAUUGCAAACCGAUCUCGACUCGGAACUGGAACGGAAUCUGCGGCUCGUCGAGGAACUGUGCACUCUGGACGAACAAUUGAGCAAAACUGAUAGAGAUAUGACGAUUCUCGAGGAAGUGUUUGCCGAAAUCGAGGAAGAGCAAGAGGCGAAAGAGGUCGGCACAGCUGACCUCUAA
This is a messenger RNA of Caenorhabditis sp. 36 PRJEB53466, 679 nucleotides long. Lineage: Eukaryota; Metazoa; Nematoda; Chromadorea; Rhabditida; Rhabditidae. The record is from the annotation of a GenBank genome assembly.